AUGGACGUGGCGGCUCCCGAAGCCCAAGCGUCGCCGCCAACGUGGCGACCGCAGUGCGACUUUGAGAACCAGGAGCACAAGCGCGAGACCCACUCCGCGGCUCUUCUCCUCCUCUCGGCCACGCUCGACGACGAGCAGCAGAUUCUCAUGGACGUCGACGACCUGACGCAGCUCAUGGAGCUGACCGAGACGACGAUCUUGACGACGCUCGACACGCGGUUCCGGCGACACAAGAUUUACACCAACACGGGCGCGAUUCUAUUGGCGGUGAACCCGUUUCUGAAAAUCCCAGGGCUCUACGGCUCCGACACGAUGGCCACGUACUUGCUGGCGUGUGAAGGGCGCCACAUGCGCCUGAAAAGGAGCAGCAACAGGAACAGCAAUGGCUCGAGCACUUGCUUGCCGCCACAUAUUUAUCAAGUUGCUGGAGAAGCGUACAAAGCCAUGAUGUUGGGACUCCAUGGCACGUCGACGGUGAGUGAUCAGAGUGUCCUUGUGAGUGGAGAAAGCGGCAGUGGCAAGACAGAGAGCACCAAGUUUCUCAUGGAGUACCUUGCUCAAGCAGGUGCUAAUCUAGCAGGACCGGGUGAAGCCACGGACGAUAGUACUGCUGCUACUACGGCUGCUGCUUCAAGGGACAAGUGUCCAGAAGGAAUUGCUGCAAAAGUGCUGCAGACGAACAUUUUGCUCGAGUCGUUUGGAAACGCGCGGACGCUCCGCAAUGACAACUCGAGUCGCUUUGGCAAGUUUAUUAAGCUUCACUUUACUAGUAGCGGCUGCCUCACGGGCGCGAGUAUUCAGACGUAUUUGCUCGAAAAAGUGCGGCUCGUGUCCCAGUCCAAGGGCGAGCGGAAUUACCACAUUUUCUACGAAAUUGCUAUUGGCGCGGCACCAGAUGCACGAAAGCGAUGGCGCUUGGAUCCACCUGCUGGCCACCAUUUGCCUCUUGGAGGUUAUGGCGAGGUGACGGAGACCACGCGCCAGUUUUUGCACUAUCGGUACUUGAAUCAAAGCGAGUGCUACGAGCGUCGAGACGGCGUGAAGGACGCUGAUAUGUUCCGACGGGUGAUGGACGCUAUGGACAUUGUUGGUUUUACCCCAGCCGAGCGUGCAGGUAUUUUCGACGUCCUCGCGGCCCUCAUGCACAUUGGCAAUUUAUCUUUUGAGCAUGACGAAAACAGCGACAGGCUAAGCCAGUCAGCGGACCAUGGUGUCGGCAAGUCUGACCUCGCACCUGGCUGUAUUUGGUCUCGCGAUGCAGCUGCUUCGCUUAUGGCCGUUGAUGCCUCUAAACUGGAGCGUGCGCUGAGUGUACGGCGGAUUCGUGCUGGCACUGACUUUGUGAGCAUGAAGCUUUCUGCAGCUCAAGCGAACAACGCCCGCGAUGCACUUGCCAAGGCGUUGUACGGUCGUCUGUUUGAUUGGAUGGUGACGAAGAUCAAUCAUUUCUUGAAGAUGGACGAUAGCCAGAAGGCCAAAGGCGGUCUCCACUUUAUCGGCAUCCUUGACAUUUUCGGCUUCGAGGUCUUCCCGAAGAACUCGUUCGAGCAGCUAUGUAUCAACUUUGCCAACGAGACGCUGCAGCAGCAGUUUAAUGACUAUGUGUUCAAGAGCGAGCAGCGUGAGUAUGAAUCGCAGGGUGUUGACUGGAAGUACAUUGAGUUUUGCGACAAUCAGGAUUGUGUGAGCUUAAUCUCUCAGCGGCCGACCGGCAUUCUCUCGCUCAUUGAUGAAGAGUGUGUGAUGCCUAAGGGGAGUGACAUGACGCUAGCAUCGAAGCUGUACCGAGCGUGUAGUAGCCAUCCGCGGUUCGAGGCAUCUCGUAUUCAGCAGGCGCGUGGUCAAUUUACGAUUGUGCACUAUGCAGGCCAUGUCGAGUACUCGUCAGACGGAUUUCUAGAGAAAAACAAAGAUGUCCUUCACCAAGAGGCAGUGGAUAUGCUCGUGUAUUCUACACGGGAAGACAGCUUUGCUCGUACGUUGUGUGAGGGUAUUGGUGGCUCGCUUGAUCGUAGCAAGUCGUCUCUACGUCAACGGGCACAGACCAGCAAGAACCGCGGCGCGAGCGUCGGUGUGCAGUUCAAGGAGCAGCUGACGACCUUGCUGGAGACGUUGCAGCAAACAAAUCCACAUUAUGUGCGUUGUCUCAAACCGAACGAGGUAUGUAAGGCAGGUAUUUACGAGCGCGAAGGUGUAUUGAAGCAACUGCGCUGCAAUGGCGUGAUGGAGGCGGUUCGUGUGGCAAGAGCAGGAUACCCGGUCCGUAUAUCGCACGAUGACUUUGUCGCGCGCUAUUUCUGUUUGAGGAGGUCACAAGAUGCUUUGUCAGCAAAAAAGCGCGUAAGUUCGUUCAGCUUGCCCAAUACGGACUCGGGCGAGGGAGUGACAGUCAUCAGCAGCGAGGUGAAAGAGCUUCUACAGGGCUUGCUUGAUGUGCUUCCGAAGGAAAAUGAUGCGAAUCCGCAGGGCGCAUGCGAACAGCCUGACCAGGGUCAGUUUGCCACGACGUGUAUAUCCGUGGGGAUUCAAGUGGGAAUAUCGAAAGUGUUUAUGAAGAAGCCGGCGUACGAGUUCCUUGAAGAAAUGCGUACAAAACGUCUGCACCGCCAUAUGAUCAAGAUUUUUCACGUUGUGUUGUGUGUGACUGCACGCGCCCGCUACUUGAAAUAUCUUCAUGUGGUGAAGACACUUCAGAUUCGAUGGCGCUACAAGGAAGUUCAGAAAUUGCGUCGUUGCCGCCAGAGAAUGCUGACUCGAGUGAAAAGUGCAGUCAGAAUACAAGCCUUUAACCGUACGGCGAUGCAGUACAGGAGAUACGUGCGUUUUAAAAGCGUGGUACGGAUGCUACAAUGCCGUUUUAGGUAUCGCAGACGAGUAAGGUCGAAGCGCAAAGCAGACCUUGCUCGGAAACUUGCAGACUUGAAGCGUGAGCGGCAAAUGCAGGCAGCGACUCAGUGUACAGCAAGUCCGACCGCUUCUUCCGACUCGUCUUCGUCCCGAUCUGUAACUUAUAGUUCAAACGAUAUCGAAGGUUCUGGAACAUCGGACGUAUCGGAUUAUUCGUCCGAUGACCAAUUCACGUACAACGACACGUUCCCGAAGCACGAUCUGAACACGGUGGACGAGCAAAGCAGUGAGAUGAUGCCUCGUAUGUCUAACCGCUUAUCGAUGCGCAAAUCUCAAUCGAUCGACUCGAUCACACCAAUGAGCGCAUUUCGAGCGUCACGAGUGGUUGGUGACGUUCCUGGAGGACCCAAUGGCCGGGAAUCAAGGUCACGGAUGCCAUCACGCAAGUCGUCUUUCCGCAUCACUCGGUCGUCUCGUGCAGUAGCGCUCCCUCGACUCGACGUGAUUCAGCACACUUCGUGGGUCAACGACGAAGACCGCUUUAGUUGCCACAUCUGCAACAAGCGCUUCAACAUGUUCAAACGGAAACACCACUGCAGAGCUUGUGGCGAGGUAAUUUGCAACAGCUGCUCACUGUACCACCGCAUCCAGUCCCGGUCCAUGCGCGUUUGUGUAUCCUGUGUGGCAUUCCACUCGUUGGACAGCCCCACGUCAGCUGGAUCGACGGGUUUCUUGCGCCCUGGCGGUGGCAGUGCUCACUCGUCCAACUCGAGUCGAAAGACUUCGAACGGCUCGGCGGCAGAUCGGAAUCGCAGCAGUACGGUUAGUAGCGCUGUCUGGAUGAACACGUGGCCUGAACCGCCGUACCCUGUGGAUGAAGACGAGCGCUUGAUAGUGUUGCGUGAACUCAACAUCCGCGAGCUGGGACUAUCCGGCAAGUUCAACAUGUAUUGCGAAGUUGCAGCCAAGACCAUGAAGUGUCCGAUCGCGUACGUGAGUAUUAUCGAGGAUGAAGAGCAGCAUUUGGUGGCCAACAUUGGCAUGGCACAUACGACGCUUCCUCGUGAGCUGUCGUUUUGCGCGCACACGAUCUGCCAGCCCAGUGUGCUGGUGGUGCUGGACACAAAGAGCGACGACCGGUUCCGUGACAACCCGAUGGUCAAGGGCGACAAGGGGGCAGUGAAGAUCCGCUAUUAUGCUGGUGCGACCAUCUUCUCGCGUGAUGGUCACGCGCUUGGUACAGUGGCAGUACUUGACACGAAGCCGAGACGGGAGGCCGAUCAGGAGCACAUUGGGAUGCUGCAGCACUUGAGUUUCUUGGCGAGCGAAAAGAUGACGCAGAGUACCAUCCAAGAAGAUAGCGAUAGCGAGUUUCCCUGA
This is a messenger RNA of Peronospora matthiolae, 4227 nucleotides long. The record is from the annotation of a GenBank genome assembly. Lineage: Eukaryota; Oomycota; Peronosporomycetes; Peronosporales; Peronosporaceae.